Molecule: messenger RNA, 1035 nt
Organism: Gavia stellata (red-throated loon)
Lineage: Eukaryota; Metazoa; Chordata; Aves; Gaviiformes; Gaviidae
Product: olfactory receptor 14J1-like
Exons: 2
Coding region: 1-1035 (344 amino acids)
Biological process (GO): G protein-coupled receptor signaling pathway
Cellular component (GO): membrane
Molecular function (GO): olfactory receptor activity; G protein-coupled receptor activity
Source: RefSeq, a predicted model, not a curated record
AUGUCCAACAGCAGCUCCAUCACCCAGUUCCUCCUCCUGGCAUUCGCAGAUACACGGGAGCUGCAGCUCUUGCACUUCUGGCUCUUCCUGGGCAUCUACCUGGCUGCCCUCCUGGGCAACGGCCUCAUCAUCACCGCCGUAGCCUGCGACCACCACCUCCACACUCCCAUGUACUUCUUCCUCCUCAACCUCUCCCUCCUCGACCUGGGCUCCAUCUCCACCACUCUCCCCAAAUCCAUGGCCAAUUCCCUUUUGGAUAACAGGGCCAUUUCCUAUGCAGGAUGUGCUGCCCAGGUCUUUCUGUAUGUCUUCUUCAUGUCCUCAGAGUUUUAUCUCCUCACCAUCAUGGCCUAUGACCGCUACGUUGCCAUCUGCAAACCCCUGCACUACGGGACCCUCCUGGGCAGCAGAGCAUGUGUCCACAUGGCAGCAGCUGCCUGGGGCAGUGGUUUCCUCUAUGCCAUGCUGCACACUGCCAAUACAUUUUCCAUACCACUCUGCCAAGGCAAAGCCAUGGACCAGUUCUUCUGUGAAAUCCCCCAGAUCCUCAAGCUCUCCUGCUCAGACGCCUACCUCAGUGAGGUUGGGCUUCUUGAGGUUAGUCUCUUAGUAGCAUUUGGGUGUUUUGUUUUCAUUGUGCUGUCCUAUGUGCAGAUCUUCAGGGCCGUGCUGAGGAUCCCCUCUGAGCAAGGACGCCACAAAGCCUUUUCCACGUGCAUCCCUCACCUGGCCGUGGUCUCCCUGGUUAUCAGCACUGGCAUGUUUGCCUACCUGAAGCCCCCUUCCAUCUCUUCCCAAUCCCUGGAUCUGGUGAUGGCAGUUCUGUACUCGGUGGUGCCCCCAGUGUUGAACCCCCUCAUCUACAGCAUGAGGAACCAGGAGCUCAAGGAUGCCCUGAGGAAAAUGCUCUCUCCAGAUCGAAUCCCCCAAAGGAAAAGCAUUAAAUCCAGGUAUCUGCAGGCAAACAAGGACUCUGCAAUACCAGGGGAGGCAGUGGGAACCUGUGCGGCACAGCGAAGGGAAGCUGGGGAGUGA